GUGUCGGAAUUAUAUAAAUUGUCUGUGGAAUAAAAAAAAUUGGAAUAAAACUCAACUGAAAUUUGACCAACAAGUUAGUUAGUUAAAUUGUAUCAUUUGAAUCACUUCUCAAAAUUUAUAUUCACUGUUAAUCAUGAGAAUACAUUAGAUUGUUGCUUAAUUUUCAAUUACAAUACAAAUUGGUUGGAAGUGAAUAAGUAUAAUUAAUCUAUAACGUUAUCCAUCUUGUUAAUUAUCAUCAUGAUUCAAACUCAUUUAAUUGUGUUUACUAUUGUUGUUACAAUGGUGAUUUCAGGGGAUUUUCAGAGUGUCAAUAACAAUCUAAUUAAUUCUAAUGAGUUAAUUAAAAGUUCAUCACUUGGUGAUAAUCAACAAAUCGACAAUUCAGUGCGGAAACAAAUUUCUCAAAUUGAAGAUAUUCUCGUUGGUCUUGAUCGUUUCAUCGCAAUUAACCAUAGGAUAAGGUUUGGACGAAGUAUUAAUCCAUCGGAUGAUUUAACUCAUGCACUUCGGAAACUUUCAUCGAGGUUACGAAAUUUACUUAGAUAUUAUAAUAUGUAAUUUGAUUUGAUUGAGUUUCUAAUAAUCAUCAUGAUUAUUUUAAACGAAAAUGAUCAACUUAUUUUUUUGUCAAAUUAAAAAUUCUCUAAAUGUAAAUCGAUCAAUAAAUUUCCCUUAUAUUAUUAU
Messenger RNA from Panonychus citri (citrus red mite), 687 nucleotides. RefSeq lists its product as uncharacterized. The record is from RefSeq and is a predicted model, not a curated record. NCBI's taxonomy places the organism in Eukaryota, Metazoa, Arthropoda, Arachnida, Trombidiformes, Tetranychidae. The transcript has 2 exons. Bases 241 to 561 code for a protein of 106 amino acids.